CCCGCCCCCCCUACUCAGUGUGUCUGUGACCAUCAAAGAGGGAGGACGUGAAACGCUCGCUCCGGGCUCGCUCUCUCUUUACCUGUCCGCGACCCUUGCCGACGUAAGGGGAAACCUCGCGUCGCCUAUACGGUUUUAAGUGUUCAACACUACGCGGCCACACAUGAGGUGGUUGAUGUUCCUCAAGAGUUGCAGGAAAUCACAUUUAACUAUGAAAUCUAGACGCAAACAUGGUUAGUGACACGUGUAUCAUUGUCUUGAGUAGGAAGCUUUUGACGAUGAAAAAGAAAGACUAUGAAGUACCACUUUAUGUCAUAAGCUAGGAACCAGAGGUGUUAGGGAGGUGAACGGAGGAGAUAAGAUCGAGACACCUGGAAAUAAGUCCCUUUUGGAAAUUUUAGCAAGUGUGGGACAAGCUGACAGGUGCAGUGAAUCUCGAUCAGAAAAAAUACUGCUAAUAAACCAAAGUGCUAUGUGAUUGAUAUAGAAACCCAAAGAACGAAGCGACGAGGAUUUGGUUAGGUGAUUACUCCUAUACGCCGCUUCAACCUCGCUCAUCUAUCGAAGAUGUACAUCACCUGUAACAGACGAGGGCGAAUGGACUGGCACGUUGUAGGGAGAACGUGGCUCUCUUGUGGUGUGCAGUUCUUCCUCCUUGCACUGGCGUUCUUGAGCACUGGCGCGGCGGAGAGUGGGCCGAGGCAAAGAUUCGCCAACCAGCCGUCACCGCAAACCGCCGUGAUCGGGUCGACGGUAGUGCUUCCAUGCCGCAUCAUCAACAAGGUGGGCCAGCUACAAUGGACCCGGGACGACUUUGGCCUAGGGAACGAGCGAGAGCUGUACGCCUUCAAGCGGUACUCCAUGAUUGGCUCUGAUGAGGAAGGAGACUACAGCCUGCGCAUUAGCCCCGUCACUCUCGAGGACGACUCCUACUUCCAGUGCCAAGUGACAGGUUGGAGGGACAUCCCGGGUGUGAGGUCCCAGACAGCCAAACUGACGGUGUACGUGCCCCCAGAACCUCCUGAGAUUACCCAAGGCCCCGUUGUCACCACCACAGCAGGAGCGGGUGUCCAGCUGACCUGCAUAUCCAAGGGAGGAAAGCCUGCAGCCGAGAUCCAGUGGCUGGACGGGUCAGGACGGGAGAUGACAGAGGGCAUCGAGUACACUACUGAACUUAUGGAAGACGAGCAUCGCCGCAACGCGAAGUCCAUCCUGAGCUUCCUGGCGUCUCGCGAGCACCACAAUACAGUAUUCACCUGCACAGCCUCCAAUCCAGCACUCCACCAGCCAUUCAGGACACAGGUGCGGCUGGAGGUGAGCUACCCCCCGGAGGUGACCAUCACGCACGAUCAGGACGGAUACAUGGAGGGCCAGACCGCCACCCUCACCUGCUCCGCCUCAGCCAACCCUUCCGUCAUGACCUACAGGUGGUAUCGCAACGCCCAGCUGGUGGAGGGGAACAAUUCAACCCAGCUGGUGGUGAAGAAGGUGACGCGGGACAGUAACCUGGAGGAUAUUACCUGCGAGGUGUCCAACGAGGUGGGCACGUCCCGCAAGAUUACCCGCCUCUCCAUACACUAUGGUCCUUCGUUCCGCGUGCCGCCCAGCGACCAGUACGCAGAGGUCGGGGAAAACGUGACCUUGAGCUGCCAGGUGGAUUCCAUGCCAGAUCCAACAAUCGUGUGGAUCAACCAGCAGACCCAGACGGUGGCGGGGACAGGCUCCGAGCUGCGCGUCUCCGUCUCAAAAAACAGCGUAGGCGUGUACCAGUGUAUUGCCAAGGUGGAGGGCUUUCCGGAGAUAUCAGACACUGUUGGAGUGUUUCUCAAGGGUCCGCCGCAGGUGCGUUCCGAGAGGAUCCAGUGGGGGAAGAUGGGGGAGACCGUGUUGGUGGAGUGCCUCAUCACUUCUGCCUCCACACGCUCCGUCACCGUCACCUGGACCCACAACGGACAGGAGGUCGACUUAGAGGAAGGUCGCUUCGAGGUGACGGAGGACGUGACGGCCCAGGGCUUGCGUCACACCCUGAUGGUGCACAAGGCACAAGCGAAAGACUUUGGACCGUACAACUGUUCCGUCCAGAAUGCCUAUGGGUCUGACGUCUUCGAAAUCAUCCUCAACAAGAAAAAAACACUACCUCUGCUCUUCAUCUUCUGCGGAGUGACCGGAGGAAUCGUCUUCGUCUUGGUGGCAGCAGUGGUGGUCAUCAUGUGCGCCAAACGGUCCGCAGCUAAACAGAAAGACGCCAAGACCGGAGGAGGAUUACCAGAGAAAACUGUUGCACUACAAAUGACUGACCAGAACUCCACGGCAAACGAAUCUGAUCUCAAGGUGGAGCUGGACCAGCGCACAGGGUCUUCCAUGAGUAAUAAAGACGCUGACCUGGAUGGAUGGGGCGGAGGCGAAAAGGAGAACGAGCAGCCUGCCACCCCGACCUACCUCACGUCUACCAACUCCUACCUCUACCCAGAGACCUUCACUGGCAUUCCUCUUAAAAUUAACGGUCACCUCAACAGCAACGGCGGUGGUCUUUCUUACGGCAACUACGCCGACCACUCCACUGUGCAACAGCAGCAGCAACAGCAGCAACAGCAGCAGCAGCAGCAGCAGCAGCAACAGCAAAAACAGCCUUCUUCUCCCUCUAGUGGUUAUCUCCUGAGUGGCAACAACAUCGCUCCAGGCGGCGGCGUGGGUGUUGGCGCAGGAAGCUUCACCCACACGCCGCCAGGUCUCGUCACCACAAGCCAGCAUUCUCUCUAUCCCGGCUACAGCGAGUACGACGCUGGGAGAGACGCUCCUGACGGCGUGCAUGGCUUCUCCCCAGGGUAUAACAACGGCUUCACGAACCACAGCUUCAAGGCUUCUUCCGGCACUCUUCCUCUCUCCCUCCACGUCAACUCUAGAGGGAACGGAGGUGUCACUGCCAAUACCACCUCCACUAUUCCUAGACUCGGCAUCCCCGUCGACCAUAGCCAGUAUAUAGUGCCCCCGAGAACCCAGGUGUUGCAGGGAGCCCUUGCCACACACGUCUGAUCCACGCCUCGGCCAGGCCAAGUUACACGUUGUUAUUACUGAUAACAUUAGAGCGCAUGAUGCGGAUCCACCAAAAACAGAGGCACGAAAUGAUACAGCUGCUGAUGCUUAUGCUGUAGUGAGUGUCCUGGCGGCGUCAUGAUGCUGUGUACAUAUCUAGGGUCCAAUACAGGCUUGGUCUACUCCAGCUGUGUGAGCAAGACUCGUGCCGGGCCAGGAAGGGGGAGAUGCUGAGCCAUACUCUCUCGGCCACUGCUAAGUGGGAGGGACACUACCGAGGGCAGCAACACACCGAUUGCAAGACUGCGGCAAGACGGACAUUAGAGAAGCGUUCCUACUGUGGUGCAAUAGUCGUAAGAUUAAGUCGAUGUGUAACAAAGUGUGAGAUUUUUUUUCUAGACACUUAACAAGAGUGCUGUUCUCUGUUUUCCAUAAAGUUUGAACGUUUCAAGAAAAAAAACUCGUCAGAGUAGAAAGUGAUAUUUUCCAUGUAUAGAAAACUAUUUUACACAUACAAAUCCCCAGAUACACACACACACACACACACACACACACACACACACACACACACACACACACACACACACAGAAAAAAGCCAGGCAUCUUACAUUUUUUCAAUAUAUUGCUGGGAAUAUAUAUAUCUUACAUCCAGGCGACCCCCUAAUCCAAUGUACCGUAGAGCUAUAGUGGUCGAGGUGGUUCAAAUCGCUGCCUACGCCCCGUCCCUCCCCGGCCGGUGGAGCGGGAAUCAGAGCAGGCAAUUGGCUACGAUACACAGAGAGUUAAACCUUGGAAGUGGGUCUUGAAGCAGGCCAGUAACAAAGUGAAGUCAGUUAUACAUGGCUUGCAACUUUGAUCUUAGGGUGACUAAAGCACUGCCUCAAGAUGAGGCUUUAGUGACGCAAAGCCGAGAGGAGCUUUCUUUUGCUUCGCGACGCAUCGUCUUUCCAUUUUUCCACUGAAGCAGUAUUGGUUCCGUCGUAAUUCGAUUCUCAGGGAAGGAAAAUCUCACGACAAAUUUUGGGGAGGGUAAAGGUGUGCACAAGGUCCAUGAAGUGUACAGAUUAAGAAUGGGAAUUAAUCUCAGUAAGCAAGCAACUUUUUAUUGAUUUAAAUUUGGUCUAAUGGGGGAUUUUAGAAGUUUAUAAUGGUAUUAUAGUCUUCUCCAUUGCCCAGACCCUUGAAAGGAGCUCCUGACUCCGUAACCGCUCGCUUCACGUCUUGUUGUUGUUGUUGUUGCUGUUGUUGUUACAGUAUUUUGUGAAACUUAAACGUGAAUGAAACAAAUAGGUUCCUUCAAUUUUAAGUACAGAGGAGCAAGAGUCACUUAUUUAGUGAGCAUGAUGUGGCCGUGGACCUGCCUCCCCGCCGGGACGAGGGACACACGCACACGGAAAACACACACACACAGACAAACACAAACACACACACACACACACACACACACACACACACACACACACACACACACACACA
Messenger RNA from Portunus trituberculatus (swimming crab), 4510 nucleotides. Its product is annotated as irregular chiasm C-roughest protein-like. Gene Ontology annotation, cellular component: cell-cell junction. The record is from RefSeq and is a predicted model, not a curated record. NCBI's taxonomy places the organism in Eukaryota, Metazoa, Arthropoda, Malacostraca, Decapoda, Portunidae. The transcript is spliced from 14 exons. Gene Ontology annotation, biological process: cell-cell adhesion. Gene Ontology annotation, molecular function: cell adhesion molecule binding. Bases 568 to 3033 code for a protein of 821 amino acids.